AUGUCGACCAUCAGCGAGUCUCAACAUGCCACGAAGUUUGACCCUCGUUCCACGGACAUCAUUGUGGCGGUAAUGGGGAUGACUGGCUCAGGCAAAAGCACAUUCAUCUCUCAUUGCAUGGGGGUGGAUCUCGGCAUUGUUGGCCACGGUCUCCAAGGAUACACACAAGCGGUUGACUUCUAUAUGAUCCCUCAUUCAGAGUCCGUCAACGUGUAUCUCGUCGACACACCCGGCUUUGACGACACCAACCUCACAGACAGCGAUGUGCUCAAGGCCAUCGGUACCUGGAUGGGUGAUGCGUACAAGAAAGACAUCAAGCUCAACGGCAUCAUAUACUUGCACCGGAUCACUGAUCCUCGUAUGGUAGGGUCAGCCAAGAAAAAUCUCUUCAUUUUCAAGAAGCUGUGUGGGCCAAAUGCUCUCAAAAAUGUCACUCUGGCCACCACGAUGUGGGAGGCUGUCUCGCAAUCAGAUGGCGAACGCCGAGAGCAUGAACUGCUUGCAACCCAAGAAUUCUGGGGUUUCAUGCGGUCAAACGGUGCCAAAGUGGAAAGACACUACAAUAACCGCGAGUCUGCCAUGCGAAUCCUCAGCAAAUUCUUCACAGAAGAACAAGUUGUCACUGCCAUGCAAGAGGAACUCGUGAAUGGUGGGAAGGAGUUGUUAGACACCCAAGCUGGCAUGGAGUUGAAUAGCGAGUAUCGCAAAGUGGAAGAGAAAUUGAAGAGGGAGUUGCAGAGUACAGUAGCGGAACUGAAGGAGGCACAGAAGAAAAAGGAUGACGAAAGUGCAGUGAUGAUAUUGGAAGAAUGCCGGAAACAGGUAGAGGACCAACUUACCCAUAUUUUGCAGGAACGGGAUCAACUUAAGGUUACACUGGCCAAGAUGAUCGCCACCAGCACCUUACCCAUUGUUCGCGCGCCAGGGAGCUUUGGUGAUACGGCCAGGAGGCCCAGCAACACUGGUAACGCAGACCAAGCAGAAGCAGGAAGGCCGGCAAGCCCAUACCUGGACCCGAGAGCAUCCGGUAUGUGGCAGGGCAUGGAAGUGCCCGCCAGAGGCAGAUCGCCAGCACCACCAUACCAGCCAGAUGAGCAACGUAUCCACAGAUGGUUAGUUUCGUAA
Neurospora crassa OR74A is the source of this 1125-nucleotide messenger RNA. RefSeq lists its product as hypothetical. The transcript has 2 exons. The record is from RefSeq and is a predicted model, not a curated record. Bases 1 to 1125 code for a protein of 374 amino acids. Gene Ontology annotation, molecular function: GTP binding. Lineage: Eukaryota; Fungi; Ascomycota; Sordariomycetes; Sordariales; Sordariaceae.